This is a messenger RNA of Penaeus vannamei (Pacific white shrimp), 2385 nucleotides long. RefSeq names its product zinc finger protein 271-like. Gene Ontology annotation, molecular function: RNA polymerase II cis-regulatory region sequence-specific DNA binding; DNA-binding transcription factor activity, RNA polymerase II-specific. Gene Ontology annotation, biological process: regulation of transcription by RNA polymerase II. Gene Ontology annotation, cellular component: nucleus. The record is from RefSeq and is a predicted model, not a curated record. Lineage: Eukaryota; Metazoa; Arthropoda; Malacostraca; Decapoda; Penaeidae.
CCCCCUCCCGUUGCAUCGUCCCAGGAACCACCAAAGUUUCCUAUUGACUAUUUUGGAGACACCUCGGCCAGCGCUCCCCCAUCCCCAAGACCCGGGAAGGAGCCUCAGGUCCUUCCCUCUCUCUUCGUCUCUCGUUCAGUCGAGCAGACUUCCCUUGAGCGAAGAGUCGUAGCGUUGACGACCAAGGAAAGGCGCGCGUGGCAAUCAGCUGCGAGGAGCUGUGUGGAGAGUGAGGGAAGCCAUAAGCAACAAUGAGUUUCCUCGCCGAUUGGAUGCCUUUGGAACUCUUUAGCAGUGGAGUCGGUAUAAAAGAGGAGCCCAACGACGGGGUCACCGAAGAGACAUGUCUGGGUAUUAAGGACGAACCACUGGGUUUCGGAGAGGAAGCGUUGGAGGAAGUGAGCGACGGGAAAGUGAAAUCUGACCUAAGACAUGAAGCCAGAGAAAAGGACUCGUGUGACCUUGUUCAGGAUCGUAAUGACAUCUUAGGAACGCCAUUUGUGGCUGAGGACAAUGGGAGCAAGCGUUCAUCAGAUGGGAAUCAGUCUAUGUACAAGGAAAGUCUUGAGGGGGAUGUACAACGAAGAACGAGAUCUACAUUGAAACGUUUUGCAUGUGACGUGUGUGACAAGAAAUUCUCUUCUCGGAGUAAGAUCGAAGUUCAUAUGAGAACCCACACAAAGGAGAAGCCAUACAUGUGUAAUAUAUGCAAUAGGACAUUUCCUGUGAAAAGUUUUCUAGUAAAGCACAUGAGAGUGCAUUCGAAUGAAAAGCCAUUCAGAUGUGAUAAUUGUAAUAAGGCCUUCCCAUGUAAAAAAUCUCUUGCAUAUCAUGUCAAAAGACAUACAAAGGAAAAUUGCUGCAAGAUUUGCAACAAGGCUUUCACACUAAAGACUGAUCUUGUGAGACAUAUAAGAGUACAUACAAAGGAGAAGCCAUACAGCUGUGCGAUUUGUAACAAUACUUUCACACGAAAGUCUGAUCUCGUGAGACAUAAAAGAGCACAUACAACAGAGAAGCCAUAUAGCUGUGAGAUUUGUAACAAGGCUUACACACGAAAGGGUGAUCUAGUGACACAUACAAGAGUACAUACAAAUGAAAAGCCAUACAGCUGUGAGAUUUGCAACAAGGCUUUCACACAAAAGGCUCAUCUAGUGAGACACACAAGACUACAUACAAAAGAAAAGCCAUAUAUCUGUGAGAUUUGCAACAUGGCUUUCAGUCAAAAAACUAAUCUAGUGAGUCAUAUGAGAGUUCAUACAAAAGAGAAGCCAUACAGCUGUGAGCUUUGCAACAAGGCUUUCACACGAAAGUUUGAUCUAGUGAGACAUAAAAGAGCACAUACAAAAGAGAAGCCAUAUAGCUGUGAGAUUUGCAACAAAUCUUUCUCAAACAAAAGGGAUAUAGUGAAUCAUGUGAAAGUACAUACAGAUGAAAAGCCAUACAGCUGUGAGCUUUGUAACAAGGCUUACACACAAAAAACUAAUCUAGUGAGUCAUAUGAGAGUGCAUACAAAAGAGAAGCCAUAUAGCUGUGAUUUUUGCAACAAGGCUUUCUCAGGCAAAAGGAAUCUACUGAGACAUGUGGAAGUACAUACAAAGGAGAAACCAUAAAGCUAUGAGAUUUACAAAAUGGGAUUUUCACCGAAACACAGUAUGGUGAUGCACAUGAGACUGCAUGCAAAAGAGAAAUGAUGUAUGAAAUAGAACCUCAGAAUUGUUACCUAGUUCCACAUAUGAGAAUACGUACAAAGAGAAGCCAAACAGCUGUGAGAUUUGUACUUGCUCUCUGUCUAUAUGUAUUUGUACACAGAGGCCACGAAGCAUGUACAAGGGCCAUAAAUAUACUUUCACCCAUAAAAGAUAUCUGAGAAGCAACAAUCAGUAGCAUAUUGAAUCCCAAAGGAACACACUUACUCUUGACAUUAUUUGGGAUGAAUUGGCCUAAAGUUUAUAGGAUUCCUUUUUUCUGAUAUAUUUUGUAAAUCAUAUUUUCCAUGUGUAGUUCUUUCCAAGCACAAUAAACUUAUGUGUAUCAUGACCUGUAUUUUAGUCUCCAUUAAUUUCUUUGUACAGGGAAACCCCUUUCUGUUGUCAUUUAUCAGGGGCGAUCCAAAGUGAAAUGCUACUGGUCAUAAUGUUGUGCUUGUUAAUUAAAACACUUACUCUGGCUCAUGAAAGAGUGUACAUAGCUCAAUGCCACCACCCGAUUGGUACGUUCGGGAACGACUGAAAGAGGAUGCGGUGUCAGAAGUUGUGGAAAGGAAGGACAGUAUUGUAUGUAUGUAUGUGUGUGGGAGAUGCUGUGCAAAUGAGCCGAAGUGUGGUAGGCGUGGUUAGAAUCCCGAAAAGAGGCUUGUGUAGAUACUUCAUUUAUAUUAUAGGG